AUGGCAAUCCGAGCCUGGGGCAGAAGCAGAUACCGCGCCUACACCAUUAUUUCCCGCAAGUUUUUGUCCUACCUACGAGAGAAAUCGCGGUCGCAGAAAUGGCUAAUUCUUGGGAGGCUGUUUAGAAAUAUAAACCACCUCCUACGAGAAAAUAUCCAUGAUGGACCCUUUUAUGCAGUCCUCAGAUAUCCUCCUAGUGGGACGAGUGCGCCGUCGCCUCGCGCACAAUUUGACCCAUUCCAGGGAAUGGCGACAUAUUCGCAGAGAUAUUUAAAGAAAACAAGGGUAUUGCCAAAACUGAGUGCAAUACCUUUUGAAAUGAACCUUUUCCCUAAAGAGUUAUGGUCCACUCUGGAUCCAAAAUAUGUAGGUUUACCGGGAGGAAUGGGUGGAGGUUUUGGUGCUCUUUCUCGAACUGGUCAGAAACGCGGAUUUGAAGAUGACGAAGACGAUGCAGUCGAUGUUAUUAUUCGCAAACGCCGAAAUGUCGAUGAAGAGGAUGACGAAGGAUCUGAUAUUGAUAGGCGAAAAGAUACAGAAGAUGAAGCCGCACUUGACGACGAUGAUGCUGAGGGCGAAGAAGAAAUUGUCGAUGAUGAUUUCGAGGAGGACGAGGAGGACAUGGGCGGGGAUUAUAACGCUGAGCAGUACUUCGACGCAGGGGAUGAGGCUGAUGAUUAUGGCGAUGGGGAUGCCGGUGAUGGUGAUCACUAUGUGGCAGAGCAUCUUAACAGGGUUACUGAUAUGGCGUGCAGCGAAAAUGCCAUCCAGAGGACUGCUCUAGUCAUUUACGCCUCGGAAACAGGGAACUCGCAAGAGAUCGCAGAAGAGCUUAGCCGUUUGACGGAGCGACUCUAUUUCCAGACUGAUAUAUCGGAGCUAGAUGCCGUCAAGGCGGAAGUUCUAAAUAAAUACUCACUCACUAUCCUUGCAGUCUCCACUACUGGGCAGGGAGAUCUCCCGGCCAAUGGGCGAUUAUUUUGGAGAUCCCUCUUACUGAAGCGACUUCCAAAUACAUUUUUACACCAAGCCAAUUUUGCCAUUUUUGGGCUUGGAGACAGUUCCUAUCCAAAAUUCAAUUGGGCAGCUAGAAAGUUACUCAAAAGGCUCCUUCAACUAGGAGCGAAUGAGAUAUUCCCAAGCGGCGAAGCCGAUGAGCAACAUCCUGAAGGAACCGAAGGGUGUUUCGUGCCAUGGGCUCAGGCUCUAAAACGCUUUUUAUUAGAUAAAUUCCCAUUAAAACCUGGAGAACACCCGAUACCAGAGGAUACCCUUUUACCACCGAAAUGGAUAGUUACCACUUACGGUCCAAAGCCGAGCGAAGCGGAUCAAACUUCACAAGUCGGCAUGGCUCUACACAGAACUGCUGAGUCGGCGGGCUCCUUUGUCGCCUUGCAACCAGAAGAUCACGACACGCGACCUAUUCCUAACGCUGUUCCAGCAACCUUAAUCGAAAAUACUCGUGUUACUCCAAUGACACACUGGCAGGAUGUCCGACACCUGGUAUUUACCAUUCCCAAUCCCAUUCCAUACCGUCCUGGUGACGUUUUACACAUCACCCCAAAAAAUUUUACAAAUGAUGUAAAUGCUCUCCUGUCCUUAAUGGAUUGGGAAAGUGACGCCGAUAUACCCCUAUGUUUUGUUCCCGGAGCCAUAUCCCCAUCACCCUCACCAACUGCUCCUAUCCCAGUCCUUCAACAUAGACCUGGAUUUACUUUGCGUGAACUACUUACAAAUUACUUGGAUAUUAUGGCUAUUCCACGUCGAUCAUUCUUUUCCCAAAUAGCCCAUUUUACUAGCGAUGAAAUGCAUAAAGACCGACUUUUAGAAUUUACUAACCCUGAAUAUAUUGACGAGUAUUAUGAUUAUGCUACUAGAUCACGACGAAGCAUCUUGGAAGUCUUAUAUGAGUUCGACACUAUAAAGAUACCCUGGCAGCAAGUUUGUACUGUUUUUCCCGUCAUGCGUGGCCGCCAAUUCAGCAUCUCAAGUGGUGGAAAAAUGAAACAGACACCUAACGGAGGCACAAGAUUUGACUUGUUAGUUGCCAUUGUUAAAUACCAAACAGUUAUAAAAAAAAUUAGAGAGGGAGUUUGUACACGGUACCUCGCAAUACUUCAACCUGGAAGCACAUUGAAAGUGCAGCUCCAUCGAGGAGCCCUCAGUUCCUCGGCAAAGCAGUUUCUCGAGCCAUCGGUACUAAUUGGGCCUGGAACAGGCAUCGCUCCUAUCCGGUCCCUACUCUGGGAGAAGGCCGCCAUAGUGGAGGCACACCGAAAGAAAUACGGUCAAACCGUGCCCUCACCGGUAGGACCUGUUAUCUUACUCUUUGGUGGCCGCAACCAAACAGCAGAUUACUUCUUUCGAGAGGACUGGGAGGAGCUUGGCACAGUGCUCGAUCUUACCGUGUUCACAGCAUUCUCCCGAGAUCAAAAGCAGAAAAUCUACGUUCAAGAUGUGAUCCGACAAAAUAAAAAUCGUUUUUUCCAGGUAUUACAUGAUAUGCAGGGAGCAGUUUUUAUUUGUGGCUCAUCCGGCCGCAUGCCCCAGGCAGUACGAGAGGCGUUGAUCGAGAUGUUUGAAACAGGAGGAAGGCUUGUAUACAACCGGCAAGAAGCAGAAGGCUACCUAAUGGAUAUGGAAAAAGUUGGCCGAUACAAGCAAGAGACGUGGUAG
Messenger RNA from Ophidiomyces ophidiicola, 2676 nucleotides. RefSeq names its product NAPDH-dependent diflavin reductase (gene TAH18). The transcript has 7 exons. Gene Ontology annotation, cellular component: cytosol. Gene Ontology annotation, molecular function: flavin adenine dinucleotide binding; NADPH-hemoprotein reductase activity; FMN binding. Bases 1 to 2676 code for a protein of 891 amino acids. The record is from RefSeq and is a predicted model, not a curated record. Gene Ontology annotation, biological process: transcription by RNA polymerase III. NCBI's taxonomy places the organism in Eukaryota, Fungi, Ascomycota, Eurotiomycetes, Onygenales, Onygenaceae.